Chara braunii is the source of this 3612-nucleotide messenger RNA. The record is from the annotation of a GenBank genome assembly. NCBI's taxonomy places the organism in Eukaryota, Viridiplantae, Streptophyta, Charophyceae, Charales, Characeae.
CCGAGUCCCUGGUGGCUGACGCCGCCGCCAGCUUGCAAAAGACUGCAUGGGCAAACGGAGCAGGUUUCGAACAACAACAACAACAACAACAACAACAACAAGAACAACAACACGAGUCACAGACUACGAUGGCGAUGAGAGGAGGGGGAGAGAGCUACACACAUCUGAAACUUACAGCGGAGAAGAUGAUGCAGGAGCAAGCGUGCGCUAGGACGGACCUCCAGCUUCUUAAAACGAAGCUUCAGAAAUCGGAAGAGAGGCGGCAGCUGGCAGAGAGAGGAAUGCAAGAUGUGAAGAACGAGAACUCCAUGCUGAAAGUUGCGCAUCAAGAAGAUGUAAAACUGCUAAAAAAACUUGAGACGCAGAAAGAGUCCGCAAAGAUGUUGUGCGAGUCUAUCACCGAAACGAUCGCCUUCUUGGAAACGCAAUUGAAACAAGGGGAAGAAGCCAAGAAGACGUUGGAGGCCAGGCUGGAAGAGCGGAUGAGGCGGUUUGAAGAGUCGAAAGCAUUCGUCGAGGAUCUGUUGGAAAAGAAAGCGGCUGCGGAGGCGGAAGCUCAGAAACAGCAUGAGGAGAACGAUUACUUGAAGAAGAAUGUUGAAGAGCUGGAAGGGCAAGUAAAGGACUUUGCGGAGAAGCUGGUGGUAGCUGAAGAAAGGGUGGAAAAAUUGGAAGGCGAAAAAGAGGCGGCCUUGAGAGAGUUCGCUGCGGCCAAGGAAGCAAUCGAGAACAGUGAGCAUGAAUUGAAUCGAUUGCGGGAGAAUCUGGCGAGCCUUCAGGAAGAAGUCAAGCAGCAGGCUGAGGAUUUGACGGUAACACGCAAUAAGAACUUGGAUUUGGUGGAGGCAAAGACGAGGACGGAGACACAGAAGCAGAACCUGGAGACGAGGUUGGAGAUAUCGAUGCGCGACUUUGAGGAGCUUCAAGAACGAUCGAAGGCUCUGUCAUCAAGGGUAUCGGAACUCGAAACGACGAACGCGAUGGGCGCAAACAAUGUCGAGAAGCUUCAAGCGGACCUCGCGCGAGUCAAUUUGUCGUUGGAGGAGGAAAAGGCGGCGAGAGAGAGCGCUCUUCGGCAGCUGAAGGAGGCGGAAAACAAGUUCCAAGAGCUUCUGCUGUCCAACCAUAGCCUGCAGAAGCAGCUAUCCAUCUCUGAGGCGAAGUCGCAGGAGCUCCGGCGAUGGAACGAAGAAUAUCAGAAAGUGGCUGCAGAUAAGGACAGCACCAGCAAAGAGCAGUUUGAGAACUGCCGAAAGCUGCUUGACGAGUCGCUGAAUGACCGGCGGGCUCUCGAGGAGGGAAAGCGAAAGCUGGAAGAGAAGUUGGCGUCGCAAGCGGGUACCAUAUCCGAUCUGCAAAAAAGCAGGGAGGAGCUGAUGACACAGUUCUCAGGCUUCCGCCAAACGAGUGAGAGCGAGAUGCGAGAGGUACAAGAGCAGCUGAGGGAGAGGGAGGAGCGGUUGGCUGCGCUGGUGACGGAAAAGGAGAGCAUGCAAACUGAACUGACGGAUGAGCUGGUUGAGCUGAGGAAGGAGCAGGAAAAACUGCACGAGAGCAACACGUCGAAGGAAGAGGCUCUGCAGGCACUGACAGCAGACUUGGAAAAGUUGAACUCAGAGAACAUCAAGAUGAAAGAGGAGCUCGCUUCUGUGGAAGAAUUGAAAGCGUCGUUGGCCAAGCAAGCAGAGCAGCGCGUGGAGGCAAAGCAAGAGGAGCUCAGCAAACGCUUGCGAGACCUGUCCAUGAGAAAUUCCCAAGAACUUGCUGAAAUGAAGAAGAGGUUUCAAGCGGAAACCGAUCUCCGCAUCCAGGCGGAAAGGGAAAAACUGGAGAACGUAGUUCGGGAGCAUGCCCUGCUGGUCAACCAGAGGGAAGCAGAAUAUGCCGCCGGUCUCAACAGAGCGCAGGCGGAGUUGCAAGCUGCCCAAGCGAAGGCUAUGACCUUAGAAUCUACCAAGGACCAAAUGCACCUCCUAGAGCAAGUGAGGAUCGAUUACGAGGAGAGACUGAAGAGGGCAACGGUCAGCGUUCAAGAAUGGGAGGUGAGAUUCCAGCAUGCACAAAGUCAGUGGCAGGAGCAGCUACGCACGAAGGACGACGAGUGUCAAAGGAAGCUAGUGCAGGUACAGGAGUCACUCGCACAAUACGAAGGGUUUCGGAAGGAACAAGAGAGCAUCAUGGAGAACGAGAGGCGGCAGUUUGAGCAAACUCUUCAGCAUGCGAAUACUGCGCUGCAAUCCACCGUUGCCGAAAUGGAGGGAAAGGAAAAGCGGGCUGCCGAAGAGCAUAAGAAGGCUCUGCUAGAUGUGCAGCAAGCUCUUUUAGACGCCCAGGCGCAAGCCAGGAACGCGGAGCUGCGUGCAGAAACAGCCGAGGCGUGCCUGAAAGUGGCUGCAAACAUUGAGACAAGCGUUGGCAAGACGGCUGCUGUGGGUGAGCCAUCCCAGCAAAAACACAACGAUGACAUCGUUCAUGACUCUGUGCAGCCAAAAUUGGAUCCAAGGAAGUUGCAAACGCAAAGCCCGGCGAGGUCGGGCCACUUGUCUCCAGGGGAAAUUGAGGGGCAUAAGCAGCAGAUUCAGCAGGCAAGAGAGAGGGGUGUGGUUGAGAAGCUGCCGGCCCGGGGCCAAAUUGGUGAGCAAUCGAGGCAAAAGGUUCGGGUACCUCCACUUCCCUCUUCGUCAAGCCUUACCGCGGCAGAGGGAAAUGUUAACGCGACUAAGUCAAGAAUGGCACCCCCUGGUAGAAAACGGGAAACAUCGUGUCCUGUGACAGAGGAAAAAGGCGCUAACCACUUCGCCACAAGCCCUCUUCCAAUCAGGGGCACUGAUAGUGCUCGGGGGGGAAGCCGCGGGAUCGCCGGGACAGGCCUGCACCUCGGCGAGGAUAUCGGUCAGAAAGAAAGAAAAGGCCAUCCAGAGGACAUGGCGCAGGGUAAUCCGAAUGCAGACAACCUCCCACCCAUCAACAACACAAAGAAACGACAGAAAGCAAAUGCGCGGAAGGCUGCCAAUCAACAAGUUGAACCGCUGGAGACUAGUAGCCCCCAUGUCAGCCCGUCUGUAUCCAGAGGCUUUCAGCGUCAAGUCAGGAAACAGGAGUAUGAGGUGACAGCUGAUGGGACCAAGACGAUAACUGUGAGGAAGAGAAAGAAGAGCACAUUCACAUACGAGGAGACACCAAAGCCAGAGAAAAAACGCGAGAGGAAUGUGAGGCGAAAGAUGACCCAGGCCGAGGAGAAGAGGAACACCACGUUCUCAUCCACACCUGGUCCAUCUCAAUCCAAGACACCGCACAUCGGCGAUCUGUUUGGUUGCGGGUCAUUGGAUCCUUAUGGAGCUAAUGCGGAUGACCCGUACGCGUUUUGAGAGUCGUGUCUUUGACACAGAUGCGCGAGGCGCCAUGCAAAGUCUUAUCUGCAUCGUUGCAAUUUCCUUCGCCGCUUUUUUCUUUCCCACAGGACGGAAGCCGUAUUCAGACGGAUUCGCCAAUCUACAGAGAGCUGUCUCAACCUCCAAGAUGUUUGAAUCGUGUUGUUUUAACUUGGUUCACCUUUGCUUGCUUUUUUCCCAAAAAAACAAACAAACAAACAAACAAAAACUUGUUUGCUAC